Molecule: messenger RNA, 939 nt
Organism: Lepus europaeus (European hare)
Lineage: Eukaryota; Metazoa; Chordata; Mammalia; Lagomorpha; Leporidae
Product: olfactory receptor 6Z7-like
Exons: 1
Coding region: 1-939 (312 amino acids)
Biological process (GO): G protein-coupled receptor signaling pathway
Cellular component (GO): membrane
Molecular function (GO): olfactory receptor activity; G protein-coupled receptor activity
Source: RefSeq, a predicted model, not a curated record
AUGGAGAAGUCCCUGGAACUGGCCAACACGACCAGAGUCCAAGAAUUUGUCUUGCUGGGUUUGUCCACCAAGCUGGGCAUAAGGGACGCCCUGUUCCUUGUCUUCCUGACUCUCUACGUGCUGACCCUCCUGGAGAACACGCUCAUCAUCUACCUCAUCUGCAGCCACAGUGAGCUCCACAAACCCAUGUACUUCUUCCUGGGCAACCUCAGCUGCCUAGAGAUGUGCUACGUGUCGGUGACCAUGCCCAGCCUGCUGGCGGGGCUGUGGACCGGACCCUGCCAUGUGCCCUUCACAGCCUGCAUGACUCAGCUGUUCUUCUUCAUCUCUCUCAUCUGCACAGAGUGCACCCUCCUGGCCUCCAUGGCCUAUGACCGCUAUGUGGCCAUCUGCCGCCCUCUGCACUACCCACUGCUCAUGCGGCCCCAGGUCUGCCUGGGCUUAUCUUUGUCCUCAUGGCUUGGUGGGCUGGUGGUCUCAGUCAUCAAAACAGCAUGCAUUGCUAGCCUGUCCUACUGUGGCCCCAAUGUUCUCAACCACUUCUUCUGCGAUGUCUCCCCUAUGCUCAACCUGUCCUGCACCCACGUGUCCCUGACAGAGCUGGUGGACUUCGUUUCUGCAAUUGUCAUCCUUUGGGGUUCCCUGCUCCUGGCCAUGGCCUCCUAUGUGGCCAUUGGUAGGGCUGUGCUCCGCAUGCCAUCAGCUUCUGCCCGCCACAAAGCCUUCUCCACCUGUGCCUCCCAUUUGCUGGUGGUCGGCAUCUUUUACUCAGCCACAAUCUUCAUCUAUGCCCGUCCCAGCCGCAUAGAAGCCAUGGACCUCAACAAGGUGCUGUCAGUCAUCUACACAGUGGUCACACCCAUGUGCAAUCCCAUCAUCUAUUGUCUGCGCAACAAGGAGGUCCAGGCAGCUUUCUAUAAAACCCUGCACUGGUCCUGA